Daphnia magna is the source of this 1833-nucleotide messenger RNA. It is a transcript of the gene Gdi, whose product is annotated as rab GDP dissociation inhibitor beta. Gene Ontology annotation, molecular function: Rab GDP-dissociation inhibitor activity. Bases 116 to 1447 code for a protein of 443 amino acids. NCBI's taxonomy places the organism in Eukaryota, Metazoa, Arthropoda, Branchiopoda, Diplostraca, Daphniidae. Gene Ontology annotation, biological process: vesicle-mediated transport; protein transport; small GTPase-mediated signal transduction. Gene Ontology annotation, cellular component: cytoplasm. The record is from RefSeq and is a predicted model, not a curated record. The transcript has 8 exons.
UUGUUGAGCCUUUUUUGAAAGAAACGGCAACGCUGCUGUUAGCUUAGGUACCGACAGGCCGCCCCCCUGUUAUUUCUGCCGUAACCCGUUGUCGACUUGUCUCCUGUCAUUCGCCAUGGAUGAAGAAUACGAUGCCAUCGUCCUUGGAACAGGACUAAAAGAAUGCAUUAUCAGUGGUAUGCUUUCUGUUUCUGGCAAGAAAGUCCUUCAUAUGGACAGGAACAAGUAUUAUGGAGGGGAAUCUGCUUCUAUUACACCGUUGGAGGAGCUGUUCACCAAGUUUGAGGCUCCAGCUCCUAAUGAAAGCUAUGGUAGAGGAAGGGACUGGAAUGUUGACUUGAUUCCAAAAUUCUUAAUGGCCAACGGUCAACUGGUCAAGCUUCUGAUCCACACCGGUGUCACCCGUUACUUGGAAUUCAAGUCUGUAGAAGGUUCCUAUGUCUACAAGGGUGGCAAGAUUUCCAAAGUCCCUGUUGACGAGAGGGAAGCUCUCGCUUCAGACUUGAUGGGCAUGUUUGAAAAACGCCGCUUCAAGAAUUUCCUAGUCUUUGUUCAAGAUUAUCGUGAAGAUGAUCCCAAGACGUGGAAGGAUGUCGACCCGAAUAACACCAAUAUGGCUCAGGUGUAUGAAAAAUUUGGCUUGGACAAAAACACGGCUGAUUUCACUGGUCAUGCUUUAGCUCUGCACCGGGAUGAUGACUAUCUAACUAAACCAUGUUACGAUACCAUCCGGCGCAUCAAACUCUAUUCGGAUUCACUGGCGCGUUACGGCAAAUCGCCAUAUCUGUAUCCAAUGUACGGCUUGGGUGAGCUGCCUCAAGGGUUUGCCCGUCUCAGCGCAAUUUACGGUGGUACUUACAUGCUGGAUAAACCCAUUGAUGAGAUCGUCUACGACGAAAACGGCAAAGUAGUGGGAGUCAAAUCGGGAGGCGAAAUGGCUCGGUGCAAGCAACUCUAUUGUGACCCCACCUAUGUCCCAGAUCGUGUUGAAAAGGUGAGCAAAGUGGUCCGUUGCGUUUGCUUGAUGGAUCAUCCUAUUCCCAACACCAAGGACGCUCUCUCCACCCAAAUUAUCAUUCCACAGAAGCAAGUCAACCGCAAUUCGGAUAUUUACAUAUCGAUGGUAAGCUACACGCACCAGGUAGCUGCUAAGGGCUGGUUCAUUGCCAUGGUGUCUACCACCGUAGAAACCAAUAACCCAGAAGCUGAAAUUAAACCGGCUUUGGAUCUUCUAGGUCCCAUUAAACAAAAGUUUAUGACGGUGACCGACUUUUACACUCCUAAAGAAGAUGGCCGUGAUUCGCAAGUGUUUAUCUCUAAGUCGUACGACGCCACCACUCAUUUCGAAACGACCUGUUUGGACGUUCUUGACGUUUAUCGUCGUGGCACUGGCGAAGAUUUUGACUUUUCCAAAGUCCGUCACGACCUCGGUGACGAGGAACAGUAGAAAUGCAAUUUAAACAAUGACUAACCCCACAAUUCAGGAAUGCUAACUAAAAAUAACAAGAAUGGCUAUUCCGUAUCCGUGACCCCAAAUGGCGUUCAUAUUCACUCUUGAUACAUCCAAGUCAAUGGGGGAAACUAUUUUUUCUUUGUUUUGUCUAAACCAAGUGCAGUGGAUGGACUUUCGAUUUUGGUUUUUGCUAUCUCUGAAAAUGAUUUGUUUUUCCCGAAAUACUGUGUGACUAUGCCCAUUUAUCCGACUAUAUUUUUUUUCUUUCUUACUCCACCCAACAUUUUCUCAUCCUUUAAUUCUGGCAUAUAUGGUAUACACACACACACUUGCAAAAAGGAUAAAAAAAAGCUUACUAUUAUUACACGUCAUUGGCUGUG